CGACGCAGCAAAACUGGAGAAGUUGUGUACAAAGACUCCUUUGGUUCCCACGUGGCUGGCAUAGUCCAGGCCGACUACAGGGGAGACGGGAACGUGGAGCUCAUCUGCUGCAGUGUGGACGGAGAGGUUCGCGGAUAUCUCUCCGCCUCGACAGUCCAGCCGGGCGGGGUGGGCGGGGCAGGGAGGGAGGAGUGGGCGGGGCAGGACCACUGGAAACAGCUGGAGAGUCUUGCCCAGAGGAAGCAGAACCUUCUACUGGAGCUGAGAAACUUCGAGGCCUCAGAAAAGGUGUCGCGGUCAAAGGACCCCCUGAGUGAAAUUUCCCAGGGGGGGCAGCCGAUGGGGGUCAUUCCAGCCGGGACUCUGUUGAGGACAGAGUUCAGUGCCUUCUUGCCCGACGGGGGAGGAGGAGGUGGAGGAGGAGGGGGCAAGCUAGCCCCUCAUAUAGAGCUGUCUGUUGAAGCAACCAAUGAUACUGUAAUCAGAGCAGUUGUCAUAUUUGCCGAAGGACUGUUUGAAGGAGAGAGUCACAUUAUUCACCCACCCAGUGGUAAACUCGGAAGCUGUGUCAAAGUCCCUCUCCUUCCCGACAAGGACCUGGCAGUAGACCUCAGUAUACAGGCCUUUGUCGGGCACCCUACAAGUACCCAGUUCCAUGUCUUUGAGGCCACACGUCGCCUCCCGCAGUUCUCACUCUACAUCCCGUGUCCCCUAGCAACGGAGCCACACCCCCAGGGCAGGGUGGCCUUCAACGUACCAGAGAGAUUGGAAACUGUGACUGGUUGGCUGAACGAUAGUUUCAUGUACGGAGCAGGAGAGGAUUCGGUUCUGACUCCAUACCUCCACGUGGCCUUCCUCUCCCUCCGCUCAUCCUUCCCUCUCAUCCUCUCCUUCAAACCUGCACAGAAUGGAGCUUUCACCAUAGAGACAGAUGAUUUGGACCUGGCGGGGGACAUAAUCCAGAGUCUGGCCUCAUACGUUGGUCUCACUGAUCUCUCAGUCACUGCCUCAUUCCCUCAACAGAUGAAGGAGCUUCGUGACGUGUUGGAGCAGGUGGAGGAGUUGCACAAGAUCAGGCAGAAGUUGAGCGCAGAAAUGGCCGACAACUCGGCCCUCAUCAGGAAUCUAGUCGUGCGAGCAGAGGAUGCCAGAAUAAUGAACGACAUGGGUAACAUGAAGAAGGCUUACUUCCAGCUGUAUGAGCUAAACAAGGACCUGAUGCUGGGCUACAACAUUCGCAGCAACAACCACCUGGAGUUGCUGGAGUGUCUCAGGAUUGUCAAUCAAGCCAUUCAAAAGACUGGUAACCUGAGAGUUGGAAAGCCCAAGGCCCAGCUGAUUGCUGCCUGCCGUGCGGCCAUAAAGAACAAAGACAAUGACACUCUCAUCAAAACAAUGAUGAACGGAGCUUCCUAGUUCCUCUAUAGUCCUCUUUAAACUUUACACUGGUUACCCGAUCACUUUUUAUGUUUACUAAGGCUACAAGAGGUUACAUUGAGAUGUCACACCAUUGGAUGGUGAAGUGGAAGCCUUACUCAUGAAUGGAAAAAUAAUUAUGUCUGUAGUGUAUAAAGGAGAUACUUUGACACUUAAUGCACACAAGAACACCCACACUUUGCAU
Geodia barretti is the source of this 1621-nucleotide messenger RNA. Lineage: Eukaryota; Metazoa; Porifera; Demospongiae; Tetractinellida; Geodiidae. The record is from the annotation of a GenBank genome assembly.